UCCGCUACAUGUUUUUAGCUCUUGGACAGUCUAUUCACGCCUUUAAACAUCAUUUGAGGCCUGUCAUUGUAGUGGAUGGAACCCACCUUAAAGGAAAGAACAAAGGGGUUCUAUUCGUCGCAGUUACCAAAGAUGGGAACGAAGGGGUCUUUCCUCUUGCAAUUGGUCUUGGUCCUAUCGAGAAUGACGAAUCAUGGACAUAUUUUUUCUCGAUGUUGCGUAUGAGCCUAGGAGAUCCGCCGGAUGACUUACUGAUCGUGUCUGAUCAACACAUGAGCAUCCAGAGUGCCAUUGAGUCCAUAUACCCUAAUGUUUCUCACGGGUUGUGCUAUUAUCAUAUACAAAAGAACUUGGCGCGAUUUGGCCGUCACGUAGCUCAAAUAUACAAAAAUGCAGCGUACAGUUAUCGACAUGAAGUAUUUAACGUCAAUUUCACUGCUUUGGAAGCCCACAACCCGGAGGGUGCUUACAAAAGGCUGACGGAUAUUGGGGUUCAAAGGUGGGCAAGAUCUAAGUGCCCGGUACGGCGCUACGGUUUUAUGACGUCCAAUGCAGCCGAAAGUAUGAAUGCUCGAUUGUUAUGGGCGAGACGUUUGCUGGUUUGCGCUAUGUUGGAAGUGUAUCGCUCAAUUGUAGAACAAUGGUUUGAACAGCGACGCGCAACAGCUUUAGCGAGAGACCACGAGAUAACAGAGGAGGCUUUCAGAAAACUCUCUUUGUCUGUAGAAUUGGGUCGUCGGUAUAAAGUUUGGGGAACAACGACACAUGUUUUUAAAGUCGAAUCAGAUAACAGGACAACCUUUGUCGAUCUACAAAGCUUGACAUGCGAUUGUCGUGAGUUUGAUUUGGACAUGAUACCUUGUCGUCACGCUUGUGCAGCUAUACGGCAUGCCAACCUCAACGUCUAUGACUUUGUAGGACGUUAUUUCAAACAACAUGCUUUAUUACAAACUUAUGCAGCUCGGGUAGAGCCAGUUCCACAACCUGACAUGUGGGAUGUGCCGACUUCAGUAACUGGCUACAUUAUUCGACCACCGGUCAUUAAGCGACAAUCUGGAAGACCGAAAGACAGCAGAGCUCAAUCACAUCUUGAGAAAUCGUCUACCACACCUCGACAAUUUUGCGGUAGGUGUCAAGGACGUGGGCACAAUAGGAAAUCAUGCACUGCAUCCAUUCCUAGCGAGGCCAUAGAUUUGAACAACUCGUUGGACCCUGAACCACGGAAGAGACAAGAAAAGAAGUGCAGUAUAUGUAAGAGUACAGAUCAUACGAAGAGAAGAUGCCCGGAGAAAGAAAAAGACCCGGUUGUUGAAGACUGUGUAAGUCCCGAUUAA
Salvia miltiorrhiza (redroot sage) is the source of this 1334-nucleotide messenger RNA. RefSeq lists its product as uncharacterized. Lineage: Eukaryota; Viridiplantae; Streptophyta; Magnoliopsida; Lamiales; Lamiaceae. The transcript is spliced from 3 exons. Gene Ontology annotation, molecular function: zinc ion binding; nucleic acid binding. The record is from RefSeq and is a predicted model, not a curated record. Bases 9 to 1334 code for a protein of 441 amino acids.